CGGCUUCAAGUGCUGCAAAACCAAAAUCUUUGCUUUAAAAAUCAUAUUUAUUUAAUCUUCCAUUUUUGACCUUUAAAAGUUCCGAUAUAGAAGUCCAUCUUCAUCUGUAUGGUUCCUAGAAUCUGAUUUAAGUGUUCUUCAGUUGUCUAUCAGUUGAGAAACUGAAAAUGCACCUGUAUGGAGGCAAGAGAUUUCAAGUGCAUCCCGUGCACCAGUGGAACUCUGUGGAUGUACUGACGGAGAGCGGACUGUUCCAGCACGGCGAAGUGGUCGAGGUGGCGGAGAACGGUCUGAUCGUGGAUUUUCGAUGCAGCGAACAGCGGUCACAGUUCGUCAGCUACGACAAAAUCUUCGACGCUGGGGUCGCCCCGCGUUCCGAGCCGUACCACAAUUGGCUCGAAGAACUGCAGUGGAAUCGCGCACUGACGACGAAUGCCUGUGUGCAAGUUCUGUGGCGCUCACAUCCGGGUGCUGCCUGGCUGUGGUAUCCUGCGCGCCUCCUGCAUCGGGGUUUUUUCUUCCCCUUUGACAGCAUUGGCCUCGUGUUCGCUAUAGUAAAACUGGAUGGUCGACUGCAAACGGAACUCUUCUCCGCUGAGCAAGUGCGCUUUCGGCCGUCUAAGGAAGAGUUGGCCAAACGAGCGCUGAAAGAAGGAUGCUUUGCUGUGCGAGAGCAGCGUUUGCCUGCAGAUUUUUUGUCGACGACCACUUCUCAGGCAUCGGAUCAUUUUCGCCAGUAUCUUCAGUUAUUCGAGCAUGUUCAGGUUAUCGCGGUUCUUAGCGGAACUCUGAAGUAUGUCCAGCGAAAGGACGCGACGCCCUUGACAAAAGAGGAUGUGGCAGAGAAAUGCGAGGAGAGCAGAAACGCGUUUGCUCAGCUUCAGCGCCGGGAACAUCAGGAGAAGGAAGUUCCAGGCCUGCGGUCGCUUAACGCGAUCGAAUUCCCGCAAAAACGCAAACUCCUCGACGACGAUGCACAAUCGGAAGUGGAAUGGGUAUUGCCAACCGCCACGCACCUUUUGCGCGAAAUCUUCCACUCCCUAGACAGCGUCAGCCGCGAGAAACUGCGGCGUGUCUGUCCGCUGUGGAAUGACCUUUUAAGCGACGCGGACAGCGCGAAAACUGUCCGCAUCUCCUUCUCCAUGAACCCGUUUUUCCCACAGGAAGAGGAGAAUUUCACCUAUGUGUACGGCGCCGUCGCUGGUCUGCUCAAGUUCAUUAACGGUUCCACGCAACGCUUGAUUAUUGAGUGUGUAAAUGCGGAGAAUUUGGACGGUGCACUGGCGGUGAUUAAGUGGGUGUUGCGUGAUAAACACCUCAAACAGCUCAUCCUCCAUGAUGUGGAAUUCAUCUCGGACGAUCUUUUCGCGGCGGAAUACGUUUACAGCGGGGAUGUGGAUGAUGCGGAGGUGGAGGGGAGAGGCAACACGCUCGUCCGACGCCUGGCCAAGGACUUGACGAAUUUGGCGCCGUGUUGCGAGGAAGUGCGACUGCGCCGCUGUGAAAUUAACUGCCGCCAACAGAUGACCGUGAUUGUCCCGCAUGCGACGAUUAAACUGGAUGCAGCGGAUAUUGAAGCGCAGUUCUGGAAUCUCUACGAGGCCAAUUUGCCGUGCGACGGAGUGAAUGUCCAGGAGACGGCGGAGUGGAUUCGCACCGGAUCGGCGGAACUGCGCACGAUGAUUGUCAAAUAUCUCAAGGAAUGGCAAAGCGACGAUCCGCGAUUGACGACGCAGUAUCGCGACCACGAGUGGACGGUAGAGAAUCUCAACGAACUGGAUGUGUCCAAGCUGACCGCGCUGACACUUCGUGCUUUGAAAGAAGUCCUUCCCGAAGAAAUGGAAGAUGCGGAAACCUGAAAUGGAUUAUAGCAACUGCCAGAACUUUUCUCUGCGCCGAUUUUUGUGUUACGUACUGUCUUGCCUGAGAUUGGAAAACUGUAUUGCGAAAUUUUGUGUUACCACCUUUGCUGGUGAAUAUGAUGAUAAAUAUUUUUUUUAUAUGAUGAUGAUAAAAAAUUUUUUUGCCUGAAUGUUGCGGUUGAAUAAAUGUCCUAA
This is a messenger RNA of Paramacrobiotus metropolitanus, 2057 nucleotides long. RefSeq lists its product as uncharacterized. The record is from RefSeq and is a predicted model, not a curated record. The transcript has 3 exons. Bases 168 to 1859 code for a protein of 563 amino acids. Lineage: Eukaryota; Metazoa; Tardigrada; Eutardigrada; Parachela; Macrobiotidae. Gene Ontology annotation, molecular function: protein binding.